CCGGAGCGGAGCGCGGGGCCGGAGCGGGCGAUGGGGCGGAGGGGGACAGCGGCCAUGGGGCCCCUCCUGCUGCUCGCGGCUCUCCUCGGGGUCAGCGGUGGCACCCAGGGCUUGCCCGAGAGCUCCUUCCCCGAGGACACAGUGGCCGAUCACGUCGGGGGCACGCGGGGCCGGCGCUUCUACCGGCACCUCUCCGAUGAUGAGGACCUGGUGGCAUCCGGCGAUGGCAGCGGGGAGGACGGCAGCGGCGUCCCUUGGCCACCGACCUCCCGUGUACCCCCCAUUGGGUUGGCAUCCACCGUUUAUUUCCGGGCUCUGGUGAACUUCACCCACAGCAUCGAUUACAGCCCCCGGCUGGAGGACCCCGACUCCGAGGAAUUUCGGGAGAUUUCCGAAGCUGUGGUGGAUGCUCUGGAGUCGGAGUAUUACAAAGUGCCUGGGGAGCAGGUGGUCAGCGUGGUCUUCAUCAAAGAGGUAGAAGGUGACAUCUUCGUGGAGCUGGACGUGGGCUCGGAGGGCAACGAGGCCGAGGGGCAGCUGGAGGGGGUCCUGCGGGACCUGCUGGCCACUGGCUCCAUCGCCUCCUACCAAACCUCCCCCCUCGGCUUCCAGUUCAGGCGCCUGGGGGCUGUGACCCCCCAGCCUCGUGCCUGCACCCCGCUGGAGUUCAGCUGCGGCAGCGGCGAGUGCGUGGCCAGCGAGUACCGCUGCGACCGCCGGCCCGACUGCCGCGACGCCUCCGACGAGCACGGCUGUGACCCCCCCUCUCCGCGGCCGCCCCCCACCACGGCCCGGCCCAGCACUCCCCGGCCGCUCAGCACCGCCGCCGCCGCCGUCACCACCGCGGCCCCCCCGCGGCGCCUCGGCACCCCCCGGCCCCCCAGACCCGCGGUGGGGGGGUGCCCGGGGGGUGAAGCCCCCUGUGCCGACGGGCGCUGCGUCCCCCGCGAUUACCUGUGCGACGGCGAACGCGACUGCGCCGACGGCAGCGACGAGGAGGCGUGUGGCACCCCGUCGCCCUGCGAGCCCAACGAGUUCAAGUGCCGCAACGGGCACUGUGCCCUCAAGCUGUGGCGAUGCGACGGCGAGAACGACUGCGGCGACGGCUCUGAUGAGAGCGACUGCCCCACCAAAGCUCCCGGUGCGGCGUGUGGGCCGGCGGAGUUCCGCUGUGUGAGCAGCGGCAGCUGCAUCCGCGCCAGCUACCAGUGCGACCGUGAGCCCGACUGCCCCGACCGCUCCGACGAGGUUGGCUGCGUGCCCCCGCAGGUGGUGACGCUCCCGCGCGAGGCGGUGACGGCCGUGCCAGGGCAGACGGUCACCCUGAGCUGCCGUGCCACCGGUGUGCCCACCCCCAUCGUCACCUGGCGCCUCAACUGGGGACAUCCCCCCCACGGGCACAGGGUGUCCAUCGUGAGCGAGGCCGGCCAGGGCACCCUGACCAUCCGGGAUGUGAAAGAAGCCGACCAAGGUGCCUACACGUGCGAGGCCAUCAACAGCCUGGGCAUGGUGUUUGGCAUCCCCGACAGCAUCCUCACCGUCACGCGCCCCGGGCCUUGUCCCGAGGGUCACUUCCAGGUGCAGGGGACAUCCCGCUGCCUGCCCUGCUUCUGCUUCGGGGUCACCACGUCCUGCCGCCACACCAGCCGCCACCGCCACCGCCUGCGCCUCCGCUUCGACCGGCCCGGAGACUUCAAGGGUGUCAAUGUGACGGUGCCGGCGGCUCCGUCCUCGCCCGUGCUCUCGGCCACUCAGCUCCACGUGGACGUUGACGCUGAGGAAUUCCAGCUCCUGGAUCUGUCCCGUCGCUUCCUGGCCCUCGAUGCCUUCUGGGCUCUGCCCGACACCUUCCUUGGGGACAAGGUGGACGCCUACGGCGGAGCGCUGAGCUACGGGAUCCGGUACCGCCUGGGCCGGGGGCCCCCCGAGCCCACCGGGCACCCCGACGUGCUGCUGCGGGGCCACGGGCGGCAGCUGCGGGCGCGCGCCGGAGCCACGCGGCCCGACGGCCACAACCGGCGGCACGUGCCCUUCACCGAGGAUCACUGGGAGGAUGAGGAAGGCGCCCCGGCGAGCAGGGAGCUGCUGCUGCUGGUGCUGCAGGGCUUGGAGGGCGUCUUCAUCCGGGCGGUGUACGACGGGCACAUGGCCAGCGUGGGGCUGAGCGACGUGGCCAUGGACGUCACCAGCGCCACCGACAGCGGGCUGGGGCCAGCGGGGGACGUGGAGGAGUGCAGGUGCCCCGUGGGUUACGCCGGGCUGUCGUGCCAGCGCUGUGCCGCGCGCUUCGAGAGGGUGACCAGGGGCCCUUACCUGGGGACCUGCUCCGGUUGUGGCUGCCACGGCCACUCCAGCACCUGCGACCCUGUUUUUGGGCACUGCCUGAACUGCCAACACAACACGGAGGGGCCCCAGUGUGAGAAGUGCAAACCCGGCUUCUUCGGCGAUGCCACCAAGGGCACGGCCACCGCCUGCCACCCUUGUCCCUGCCCUUACACCGAGCCGUCUCGCCGCUUCUCGGAGUCGUGCUUCCUGGACACGGAUGGCCAGGCCACCUGUGACGCCUGUGCACCCGGUUAUGCCGGCCGCCGCUGCGAGAGGUGUGCCCCAGGCUACGAGGGAGACCCCAUCCAGCCGGGUGGCAAAUGUACCCCGGUCGCCUCACCCUCGCUGCCCACAGGUCAGGAGCUUGUCAAGUGUGAUGCUCGUGGAGGCAAGGACGUGGCUGGUGGCACGUGUCGCUGCAAGCCCAACGUGCAGGGCCGGCUGUGCGACGCCUGCGCUGCGGGCACCUUCCACCUGAGCGCUGCCAACCCCGAGGGCUGCCUGCCCUGCUUCUGCAUGGGCAUCACACGGCACUGUGCCAGCUCUGCGUGGAGCCGACACCAGGUGCUCCUCAGCUCCGAGGACACGCCACCGCUCAGCUUGGCCAACCUGGCGGGCACCCAGACUGUGGCAGAUGGUGCUCGCUUCACCUCCCCCCGGGAGCUGCUCUUUGCCACCUUCCAGACGGUGCCCCGUGACGUUUACUACUGGGUGCUGCCCGCGCCCUUCGCCGGGGACAAGGUGACAUCGUACGGCGGGGAGCUGCGGUACACGGUGACCCACCGGGCAGGGACGGGUGCCCAGCCUGUGCCGCGCCAGCCCGACGUCCUGCUGCAGGGCAACGGCAUCCUCCUGGAGCACUUCUCCGAUGCCAACCCUCCCUCUGGCGUCCCCACCACCGUCACCGUGCCCUUCCGUGAGCGGGCCUGGCGCCGGGCGGACGGGCGCGAUGCCACCCGCGAGCAUCUCCUGAUGGCUUUGGCUGACAUUGACCUCUUCAUGAUCCGGGCAACCUACUCUGAGCAUCCAGAGGAGAGCAGACUGGCAGACGUCAGCCUGGACGUGGCGGUGCCACACGCCACCGGCCACCCGCCGGCGCUGGAGGUGGAGGAUUGCACGUGCCCAGCCGGGUACCGAGGGGCAUCCUGCCAGGACUGUGACACCGGCUACACCCGCAGUACCGCCGGGCUCUACCUGGGCACCUGUGAGCCGUGCCAGUGCCACGGCCAUGCCAGUGAGUGCCACCCCGAGACUGGCAUCUGCCAGGGCUGCCGGGACCACACAGAGGGUGCCCAGUGCGACAAGUGCCAACCCGGCUACUACGGUGAUGCCACACGGGGCACUCCAGGCGACUGCCAGCCCUGUCCCUGCCACGGACCCCGUGAUGACACCCAGGUGGCCACGAGCUGCUUCGAGGACACAGACGGGCAGCCAACCUGCAGCGCCUGCGCCCCGGGGCACAGCGGGCGCCUCUGCGAGAGGUGCUCACCCGGCUAUGAGGGGGACCCGCUGCGGGGAGAGCCCUGCCGAGAGCCAGGCAUCCCCAGUGGGCAGUGCCAGUGUGACCCACGUGGCAGUGUCGGUGAAGGCUGUGAUGCCAACGGGCAGUGCCGCUGCAAGGCCAACGUGGAGGGUCCCCACUGUGCCACUUGCCGACCUCACCACUUCCACCUGAGUGCCAGCGAGCCCGGGGGCUGCCUGCCCUGCUUCUGCAUGGGCAUCGUCCAGCACUGUGCCAGCACCACCUAUGCCCGUGGCACUGUGCAGACCCCCUUCUCUCCAGGCAAUGCCCAGGGCUUUGCCCUGGUGAACCGGCAGCGCAGCACCCGCGUGGGCACCGGCUUCACGGUGCUGCCGGGCACCCCAGAGCCCAGCCUGACCUACGAGCGCUUCAGGGAGCUGCCCCCUGACUCCUACUACUGGCAGCUGCCACCCCCCUACCAGGGGGACAAGGUGGGCUCCUACGGCGGCCGCCUCCGCUACACGCUGACGCACACACCGGGGGGACAGGGAGCCCCCCUGCCCGACGCCGACAUCCAGAUCACGGGCAACGACAUCACGCUGGUGGCCUACCAGCCCGACCUGGCUCCUCAGACCCCCCAGACCUUCGAGAUCAUUUUCCGGGAGCAAUACUGGCAGCGGCCCGAUGGGCAGCCAGCAACGCGGGAGCAUCUCCUGAUGGCUCUGGCUGACCUGGAUGAGAUCCUCAUCAGAGCCACCUACUCCACCAGCACGGCCGCCUCCUCCAUUGCCGCUGUCACCAUGGAGACAGUCGUGCCCCCCCAGCCCGGCCUGGCCCCUGCCCCCGAGGUGGAGGAGUGCCGGUGCCCCCCUGGCUACCACGGCCUGUCCUGCCAGGACUGUGCCCCCGGGUACACGCGCACCGGGACGGGGCUGUACCUGGGGCACUGCGAGCUCUGCGAGUGCAACGGCCACUCCGAGAGCUGCCACGCCGAGAGCGGCGUCUGCUCCGGCUGCCUGCACAACACGGCAGGGGAUUUCUGUGACCAGUGUGCCCCCGGCUUCUACGGCGAUGCCACCGCCGGUACCCCCGAGGACUGCCAGCCCUGUGCCUGUCCCCUGCCCUACCCUGAAAACCAGUUCUCCAGGACCUGUGAGAGUCUGGGAGGCGGCGGGUACCGCUGCACCGCCUGCGAGCCGGGCUACACCGGGCAGUACUGCGAGCGCUGUGCCCCUGGCUACACGGGGAACCCGACGGCACGUGGGCAGGGCUGUGUCCCGGUGGGCACCGCGGUGCCGCUGGCUGUCCGCGUGCACCCGCCACGCAGCGCGGUGGCACAGGGCAGCGCCGUCACCCUGCGGUGCCAGGCCACCGGCGACCCCCCCUUCUACUACCACUGGGCGCGAGAAGAUGGGCGACCCCUCCCCGAGGGUGCCCAGAGCCGGCGACAAGGAGAGGAGCUGCACUUUGCCAGCAUCCAGCCCUCUGAGGCCGGCGUCUAUGUCUGCUCCUGCCGUAACCUCCGGCACAGCAACGCCAGCCGGGCAGAGGUCAUCGUCACUGAGACCCCUGACAAACCCAUCACCGUCACCGUGGAGGAGAAGCGGGUGCAGCGGGUUUCACCCGGCGCCGAUGUCACCUUUGUCUGCACAGCCAAGAGCAAGUCUCCUGCCUACACGCUGGUGUGGACGCGGCAGAACCACGGGACGCUGCCGCCGGGCGCCGUGGACUUCAACGGCAUCCUGACGCUGCGGCGCGUGCGGCCCGAGGACGCCGGCGUCUACGUCUGCACCGGCUCCAACAUGCUGGACAUGGACGAGGGCACUGCCACGCUCUACGUGCAGGCCCCAUCAAAGACUCAGAUGUUCUAUGGACCUGUGGAGUUUAUGGAGGGGCACAGACCAGCUGGCACUGCCGCCGCUCCCACUGCCACCGUGGAGCCGGCGCAGCUGAGCGUGGCACCCGGGCAGCCGGCCGAGUUCCGCUGCGUGGGCACCGGCAACCCCCUGCCCACUCUGGAGUGGCUCGGGACGCUGCCGGCACGGGCCGUGGUCCAGGGCGGGACGCUGCGGUUCGGCGCCGUGGAGGCUGCUGACGAGGGGCACUACAUGUGUCGGGCACGCAGCAGCGCCGGGCAGCACACGGCACGGGCCUUCCUCCACGUGCAGGCCCCAGGUGCACCCCAGGUGCAGGUGAGCCCGGAGCGGACGGAGGUGCAGGAAGGUUCCACGGUGCGGCUCUACUGCCGGGUCUCAGGGUCACCCACCGCCACCAUCACCUGGGAGAAGCAGGGUGGCACCCUGCCAGCGCAGUCCCGCGCCGAGCACUCCGACAUCGCCACGCUGGUCAUCCCCACCGUCACGGCGGCCGACGGCGGCGUCUACCUCUGCGUGGGCACCAGCGCCGCUGGCACGGCCCGUGCUGCCAUCGAGGUGGUGGUGGUGCCAGGCUCUGCGCCGCCCGUCCGCAUCGAGUCCUCGUCCCCAUCUGUCACCGAGGGACAGACCCUGGACCUCGACUGUGUGGUGGCCGGAUCAGGCCCCGUCACCGUGACGUGGUACAAGCGCGGCGGCUCCCUGCCCGCUGGCCACCAGGUGUCGGGGUCCCGGCUCCGCGUCCCUCACGUCACGGCGGCCGAUUCGGGGGAGUACGUGUGCCGGGCCAGCUCGGGGACCACCGUCCGGGAGGCGUCCAUCAUUGUCACCGUCGUGGCCUCUUCUGGCUCGUCCUAUGGGCGACCAGCUUCGGGUGUCCCUGUCCGGAUCGAGGCGUCCUCGUCCACUGUGGCUGAGGGCCAGAGCUUGGAUCUCAACUGCGUGGUGGCUGCACAGGGACAGGCCACUGUCACCUGGUACAAGCGUGGGGGCACCCUCCCAGCCAAACACCAGGUGUCUGGCUCCCGGCUGCGGCUGCUGCAGGUGACAGCGGCCGACUCGGGUGAAUACGUGUGCCGGGUGACCAGUGGAGCCACCACUAAGGAAACUGCUGUCAUGGUGACCAUCCAGCCCAGCGGGCCCAGUGCCCACCCUCCCGGCAGCAUGACCCCGCUGCGCAUCGAGACCCCAACCUCCACCGUGGCUGAGGGCCAGAGCCUGGACCUCAACUGUGUCAUCGCCAGCCCCGCACAGGGACAGGCCACUGUCACCUGGUACAAGCGUGGGGGGACCCUCCCAGCCAAGCACCAGGUAUCUGGCUCCCGGCUGCGGCUGCUGCAGGUGACAGCGGCCGACUCGGGCGAGUAUGUGUGCCGGGUGACCAGCGGGGCCACCACUAAGGAAACUUCCAUCAUGGUGACCAUCCAGCCCAGUGGGGCUAGUUCCCAUGCCUCUGGCAGCACGACUCCACUGCGCAUUGAGUCCUCGUCCUUGUCAUCGCCAGUGGCCGAGGGCCAGAGCCUGGACCUCAACUGUGUCAUCGCCAGCCCUGCGCAGGGACAGGCCACCAUCACCUGGUACAAGCGUGGGGGGACCCUCCCAGCCAAGCACCAGGUGUCCGGCUCCCGGCUGCGGCUGCUGCAGGUGACAGCGGCCGACUCGGGCGAGUACGUGUGCCGGGUGACCAGCGGGGCCACCACUAAGGAGAUCUCCAUCGUGGUGACCAUCCAGCCCAGCAGUGCCAGCACCUACCCCAUCGGUGUCACCCCCCCAGUGCGCAUCGAGUCCUCGUCCUCAUCGGUGGCCGAGGGACAGACCCUGGACCUGGACUGUGUGGUGGCCGGGCAGGGACAGGCCACCAUCACCUGGUACAAGCGUGGGGGGACCCUCCCUGCCAAGCACCAGGUGUGGGGCACCCGGCUGCGCAUCCCGCAGGUGGCAGCAGCCGAUUCGGGGGAGUACGUGUGCCGGGUGACAUCAGGCGGUGUCACACACGAGACGUCCCUCAUUGUCACCAUCCAGACUGGCGCUGGCUCCUCUUACGCCGUCGGCGUCACGCCACCGGUGAGGAUCGAGACCUCAUCUGCUGCCGUCAGCGAGGGACAGACCCUGGACCUCAACUGCAUGGUGGCGGGGCAGGGUCACCCCCAAGUCACCUGGUACCGGCGUGGUGGUGCUCUGCCCCCCAACAGCCAGGUGUCGGGGACCCGCCUGCGCCUCGGGCAGGUGUCAGUGGCCGAUUCGGGGGAGUACGUGUGCCGGGUGACCCUGGGCACCGUCACGCAGGAGGCGUCCGUCAUGGUCACCGUGCCCAGCGCCGCUGGCACCUAUUACCCCUCUGGUGUCUCUCAGCCCCUCCGCAUUGAGUCCUCAUCCUCGGCCAUCGCCGAGGGACAGACCCUGGACCUCAACUGUGUGGUGGCCGGAUCGGGCCCCUCCACCGUGACGUGGUACAAGCGCGGCGGGUCCCUGCCCGCCGGCCAUCAGGUGUCGGGCACCCGGCUGCGCAUCCCGCAGGUGACGGCGGCUGAUUCAGGGGAGUACGUGUGCCGGGUGACGUCGGGAGGUGUCACACAGGAGACGUCCCUCAUCGUCACCAUCGAUGAUGGAGCCAACCCAUCCCACCCCACUGGUGCCACACCGCCCAUCCGCAUCGAGUCCUCGGCGUCCUCUGUCACCGAGGGACAGACCCUGGACCUGGACUGUGUGGUGGCCGGGCAGGGACAGGCCACCAUCACCUGGUACAAGCGUGGUGGGUCCCUCCCAGCCAAGCACCAGGUUUCGGGGUCCCGGCUGCGGCUGUCGCAGCUCUCGGUGGCUGACUCGGGGGAGUACGUGUGCCGGGCAGACACCGGCAGCGCCUCCCGCGAGGCCACCGUCACCGUCACCGUCACCUCCCGCGACAGCUCCAGCUACCGUCUGCAGAGCCCCAUCAUCUCCAUCGACCCGCACAGCAUGGUGGUGGCACCGGGCGAGGAUGCCACCUUCAAGUGCCGUGUCCACGACGGUGCCCGCCCCGUCAACAUCACGUGGCGGAUGGGACCUGGCCAACAUCUCCAAGACAACGUGAAGAUCAGUGCCAACGGCUCAGUCAUCUCUAUCAGUGGCGCCCACGUGAGCAAUCAGGGCGCCUACCACUGCGUGGCCUCCAACCGCUUCGGCGUUGCCAGCAGCGUUGUCAACCUCCUGGUGCAAGGUGUCCCCACGGUGUCGGUGAUGCCCCCAGGCCCCGUGACUGUGAAAGAAGGCAAAUCCCUCAGCCUGGAGUGCCUGGGCCGGGGCGAACCGCGGCCGCUGGUGCGCUGGAGCCGGCUGGGCUCCCGGCAGAAGGUGGAGCACCAAACCCUGCUGCACAUGGACAGCCAGGCCAUCCUGCAGCUCUCACCAGCCAAGCCGGACCACGCCGGGACCUACGUCUGCACGGCACACAGCGCCCUGGGCUCGGCACAGGCCCGGGUGGACGUCACGGUGGAGACAGCACACCAGCACCCGGGUGCCCCCGAGGUCACCGCGCCGCCCGCCGUCACCGUGGUGGCCGGGGAAACCGCCACGCUGCGCUGCACGGCCAGAGGUGAGCCAGUGCCCCGGAUCGAGUGGUCGAAGCUGCGGGCGCCGCUGCCCUGGCAGCACCAGGUGGUGAACGGCAGCCUGGUCAUUCCCCGCGCGGCGCAGCAGGACUCGGGCCAGUACAUCUGCAACGCCAGCAGCCCCGCCGGCUACGCCGAGGUCUUCGUCACCCUCGACGUGGAGACGCCGCCGUACGCCACCAGCCUGCCGGAGGAGAGCGCGGUGCGCGCCGGCGACGCGCUGCAGGUGCAGUGCCUGGCCCACGGCACCCCUCCGCUGCUCUACGCCUGGGACAAGCUCAACGGCAGCCUCUCGGCACGCGCCAGCCACCGCGCCGGCCUCCUCCACGUCAGCCCGGUGCUGCCCGCCGAUGCCGGCACCUACCGCUGCCUCGUCACCAACCGCGUCGGCACCGCCGAGACCUUCGCCCGCGUGGUGGUCCACGGUGACGCCGGUGACGUGGGCGAUGCCGGCGGCGGGCCCUUGACGGUGCGGGUGACGCCGGGGAGCCUCGCCAAGGGGGUGGGCGGCACCGCCGAGUUCGCCUGCGCCGUAGCGGGAGACCCCCGGGCACGUGUGGAGUGGCUGAAGGAAGGGGGGGAGCUGCCCCCCAGCCACAGCGUGCGGGACGGGGUGCUGCGGAUGCCGGAGCUGACGUGGGGGGCACAGGGGGUGUACGUGUGCCGGGCCAGCGUCCCCGGCGGGCAGGCAGAGGACAGGGCCACCCUCACCGUCCAGGCUCUCCCCAGGGCCCUGAUCAACAUCCGGACAGCGGUGCAGACGGUGCUGGCGGGGACCACGGUGGAGCUGGAGUGUCUGGGCUUGGGUGAACCCCGUCCCCAUGUCACCUGGAGCAAAGUGGGGGGCCGGAUCCGUCCCGGGGUGCUGGUCCGCGCCGGUGUCCUCACCAUCGACCGUGUGGAGCGGGCAGACGCCGGGCAGUACCGCUGCACCGCCACCAACGCCGUGGGCACCGUCCAGUCCCACGUCAUCCUGCACGUGCAAGCCACCCCCCAAAUCGCCGGGCAGCCAGAGGUGAAGGAGGUCUCGGUGGGUUCGGCAGCUGUCUUGCCCUGUUUGGCAUCCGGCUUCCCUGUGCCAGGGAUCACCUGGAGCAAGCUGGAGGGGGAGCUGCCAGCGGGUGCUCGGGUGGAGGGGAACGUGCUGACGCUGCCGGCCGUGCGCCACGAGGACGCCGGCGUCUACACCUGUGCUGCUGCCAACCGCCACGGGCACGAGACGGCUUACUACGUGCUGAAGGUCCGAGAGCGCCUGGUCCCCUAUUUUGGGCAGACACCCCGUUCCUUCCUCCCCCUGCCCACCAUCAAAGACGCCUACAAGAGGUUUGAGAUCCUCAUCACCUUCCGACCUGAUGCUGCCGACGGGCUUCUCCUCUACAACGGGCAGCGGAAGAACAGCGGCGCCGACUUCAUCUCCUUCGGUUUGGUGGGUGGCCGCCCCGAAUUUAGGUUUGAUGCUGGUUCGGGCAUGGCCACCAUCCGGCACCCAACGGCGCUGCGCUUGGGCGAGUACCACACCGUCCGUCUCCUGCGCAACCUCACGUGGGGUUCACUGGCACUGGAUGGGCACCCCCCGGUUAAUGGGACCUCACAGGGGAAGUUUCAAGGGCUGGAUCUGAACGAGGAGCUGUACCUGGGGGGUUACCCUGACCUGGGUGCUGUGGCUAAGACGGGGCUCAGCCGUGGUUUUAUGGGCUGCGUGCGCCAGCUCCGCAUCCAAGGGGAGGAGGUGCCCUUUGGGGACAUGGACCUGCAGGCGCACGGUAUCACCAGUUGUCCCACUUGCCAGGACCAGCCGUGCCAGAAUGGUGGCGUGUGCCAGGACGCUGAGAGCGGCACCUACAUCUGCCGCUGUCCCCACGGCUUCACCGGCAGCAACUGCGAGUACCCGCGGGCACAGCACUGCCACCCGGAGGCGUGCGGGCCAGAUGCCACCUGCGUCAACCGGCCGGACGGGCAGGGCUAUACCUGCCGGUGCCACCUGGGCAAGGCUGGGGAGAGGUGCACUGAGGGUGAGGCGGUGACCGUGCCAUCCUUCAAUGAGGCGGGUGCCUUCGUCUCCUACCCGCCCCUCACCAACGUGCACCAUGAGCUGCGGAUAGAUGCCGAGUUCCUGCCGCUGGCGCCCGACGGGCUCCUUCUCUUCAGUGCUGGCAAAGCUGCCCCUGUUGAAGACUUUGUGGCCUUGGCCAUGGCUGGUGGCCACUUGGAGUUCCGCUACGAGCUGGGCUCAGGCCCAGCAGUGCUGCGGAGCACCGACCCGCUGGCCCUGGGCCACUGGCACCGGGUGACGGCCGAGCGGCUGCACAAGGACGGGACGCUGGCGGUGGACGAGGCCGCGCCGGUGAAACGCUCCUCACCCGGCAAGAGCCAAGGCCUCAACCUCCGCAGCCCCCUCUACCUGGGGGGCACCGAGCCCCCCCUGCGCCCCCCAACCAACGUCUCCUUCCGGGGCUGCAUCGGAGAGGUGAGACCCUUCCCCUGCACCGUCAGCUCUCAGCCACUGGGGUGUCCCAUCAACGGGAAGCAGCUGGAUCUGUCGGAGGGGUUCCUGCGUGCCCGCGGCGUGGGGCAGUGCGGGCAGCGCUCGCCGUGCCCACCCGCUGCCUGCCUGCAUGGGGGCCGCUGCCUGCCCCUGCCCACGGCCCCCCCAGCCUUCCGCUGCAUCUGCCCACCCGCCUUCACCGGCCCACGCUGUGAGCAGGAGCAGGAUCGCUGCCUGCACCACAGCCCCUGCCUGCACGGUGGCACCUGCAAGGACAACGUCUGCCUCUGCCCGCCUGGCUACAGCGGCCCCCAGUGCCAGCACCGCCAGGUGCCGGCAGAGCUGGAGCAGGACUGGCAGGAAGGCAGCGGGGGCGGUGAUGCCCCUGGACAGUUCAGCGUUGCGUUCCGUGACGGCUCCUACCUGUCCCUGCCUGGGCACCUCUUCCCUCGCGGCCCACCCGAGGCACCCGACAGCAUCGAGCUGGAGCUGCGGACGAGCAGUGCCGAAGGGCUGCUGCUGUGGCACGGGGCGGAGCCCAGCGAGGGUGGCAAAGCCAAAGAUUUCAUUGGCCUCGGCUUGAAGGACGGGCACCUGGUGUUCAGCUACCAGCUGGGCAGUGGUGAGGCCACCAUCGUCUCUGAAGACCCCAUCAAUGACGGCGAGUGGCACCGGGGUGACGGCGACAAGGGAGGGCCGGCGUGGCUGGCUGCAGGUGGACGGGGAGGAGCCGGUGGUCGGGGAAUCACCAGGAACCAACGUCAUGGCCAACACCCAGGGCAGCGUCUACGUGGGCGGUGCCCCGGACCCCCGCAGCCUGACGGCCGGCAAGUUCCCCUCCGGGCUCAGCGGCUGCCUGCGGGGCCUGGUGCUGGCAUCGGCCGGGAUCCCCCGGCACCCCAUCGACCUGCGGCACGGCGCGGGUGGGGGGCUCCCCGGCCCCCCCCUGCCCUGCCUAACUCCCCCCAGAAUAUAUUUGGGGGGGAAUUUGGUCAAUUUUAUCAUUUUCCAAAAGAAAACCCCCACACAAGCCACGAGGAAAACGGUGCUUCGCUGCCCCAGGAGGACUUGGGGGGAAGGGGGCCGGGACCCCCAGAAAUGUUUACACCCACAUCCCCCCCACACACACACACCCCCCGGCCCCCCCAGACUGUGCCGGGGCGGCCGGGCCGCCUGGGUGCCCCCCGGGGUCAGGGGGGUGUGGGGGGAGGCAGGAGGGACAAUGGGGGGACCCCUGCAGGGACGGCUAUUAAAGGAGAGACAACCAGUGUGGGUGUCGUGUUUUGGGGGGGCUGUGCCAGGGGAAGGGGGGGUGGUGUGGGGGGUCUGGGGGAUACAGUGUGA
Molecule: messenger RNA, 13077 nt
Organism: Colius striatus (speckled mousebird)
Lineage: Eukaryota; Metazoa; Chordata; Aves; Coliiformes; Coliidae
Gene: HSPG2
Product: heparan sulfate proteoglycan 2
Molecular function (GO): calcium ion binding; protein binding
Source: RefSeq, a predicted model, not a curated record